This is a messenger RNA of Eucalyptus grandis, 702 nucleotides long. RefSeq names its product 10 kDa chaperonin 1, chloroplastic. Gene Ontology annotation, molecular function: ATP binding; metal ion binding; protein folding chaperone. The transcript is spliced from 7 exons. Gene Ontology annotation, cellular component: mitochondrial matrix. Lineage: Eukaryota; Viridiplantae; Streptophyta; Magnoliopsida; Myrtales; Myrtaceae. The record is from RefSeq and is a predicted model, not a curated record. The coding region runs from base 109 to 516 and encodes 135 amino acids.
UAUCCUCGUCCACCUCGAACUCGAAAGACUAAUAUAAAGAGGAGGGUUUUAGUUCUCAGGGCGGCCACUGCAGCAGAAACGCACAACAGCACUAGCAUCUCCUUAUCCAUGGCGUCCGCGUUCGUCACGUUCCCAAGACCCUUCUCCUCCAUCAGGCCCGCCGCUCCCUCCUCGUCCAGCCAGAGGCUCCUCGGGCUGCGAAGGAAUUCUUUGAGGAUCAAUGCGGUCGCCACGAAAUGGGAACCCGCCAAGGUUGUUCCGCAAGCUGAUAGGGUCCUAGUCCGCCUUGAGCAGCUCCCUGAGAAAUCUGCUGGUGGAGUUUUGUUGCCUAAAUCUGCUGUCAAAUUUGAGCGUUAUCUUAUGGGUGAGGUUCUUUCUGUUGGCACAGAAGCAGGGGUUGUGGAUGCUGGAAAGAAGGUGCUUUUCUCAGAUGUAAGUGCCUAUGAGGUGGAUCUGGGAGGAGAUGCCAAACAUUGCUUUGUCAAAGCUGGUGACCUAUUGGCAGUGGUUGAAUAGAUUUCCCUAAAAGCGAAUGUUAGGCAUUGGCGUGUUUUAUCAAAUUUUUGGGCCCUGUAAGGUGUAAUUAUAGACGCUCCUGAUUAAACAUCUCUUUGGCAGUGAACGGUCAAUAGUUGAUGCAGUUUCUUCAUGCUUUAAGAAAAAAGAAUUGAUCUUGAUAUGCUUUUCUGAUCUUGUUAUGUA